AUGUGGCUGACUUUAGGAACAACCGUUGCUAAGGCCUUAGCAGCCUAUGUCGCAUUCGCUGGUCACAGCACAGCCGCAAAUAGCAGAUUGGAAUCUUACCUUGCGGCGCACCCCGUAUCGACCAGUACGCUGGUCUCUAUAAGCUCUAUACAGAGCCCAAGUAUAGAUUCAGUUCCAGCACAAGUUAAGAAACCGUCUGCUACAUCCAACACGGCUAGAGUCUGCUGUCCCACAAGCUGUAACGGAAGCAAACCAAAUAACUGGACGGUAUAUCAAAAUGUUGAUCGCCUUGCACUAUGCAAUCAAACCAUGCUCUUGGAUUUUGCCCUUUACAAUCCACUUGGCGACCACAGAACCCACGCGAGCAUACGAUCUUGCACUGCGGAUUAUAAGAGUAGCUUUAGCGCACCUAGCAGACUUACGAAUGAAUCGUGUCGUUCCAGCAAGAACCUGAAGCAAGGAGAGGCAUCUUUGCAAAUAGCAUGGCUAGGUUCAAGUAACACUGAAGCAGCUGGCGACGUUGUUGCUGCUGCUCAACAGAUGGAAAGGUAUAUAAGCCAGAGCGAAGUCGGCUGUAAUAGCACAACAGCCUUUGCAUACUCUGGACAGACAGCUCUUGGUCUUUACGCUGGUUUGGGAAUCCAAAGCCAGGGAAUUGUAUCAACCGUACUUCAACAAUUCAGCGCUCACGUGGAGACCAAUGGAAUAUCAGAAAAUCUUUUCGUUCAACUCUGUGCAACAAAUGGCCAAAGCUCUAGACUCGCUUUCGGAGUUAUGGCAAACACCAACUCCAAUCUAUCUUCCGUGCAGCAUGCUGUAAAGACAUGGAGAGACGGAAAGUGCGUCACUGAGUAUGACGAAGCGACUGUCUAG
This is a messenger RNA of Pseudogymnoascus verrucosus, 873 nucleotides long. RefSeq lists its product as uncharacterized. The record is from RefSeq and is a predicted model, not a curated record. NCBI's taxonomy places the organism in Eukaryota, Fungi, Ascomycota, Leotiomycetes, Thelebolales, Thelebolaceae. The transcript has a single exon. Bases 1 to 873 code for a protein of 290 amino acids.